GCGCACGCGUCGAGCGUUACUGAUGCGUGUCAGCUGUCCCGGUCGUCGUUAGGUGAAGACGUAAGGAAAUAUAGGUGGUGUUCCUCGUUCCGUAUCCGUGGUCUUCCAAUGUAGAGCUACGAUCGAAUGAUUUAAAUGGCUUGUGAUAAUCGUACGAAAGUUUAUCUCGGAUACGAGGACGAGUACGUCACCGACAAGCACCGUUCCUCGAUUAAUUUUAUGACGAAUAAGAUCGGUGGGCAUCCGAACUGUUAUGGCAAGAAUAUAUUAUCGUCGCCGCAAUGCAGACUCUGUGGUUUAUAUCAGCUCUUGGCACUCCAGUUGUACGCUCCGUUAGAUAAUUCAAAGUACCAUCGAACACUAUACAUAUUCGCAUGUAUCAAUUCAAAUUGCUGGAAUCAAAAUGAGAGCUGGACAUGCUUGAGAAUACAACAUUUGGAGGAUGAAACUAAGACGAGUGCCUCAGACUCUGGAAGCGUUAACGUGCCAUCCUCGACAGCUUGGUUGUCAGACGCGGAUGACUGGGGUGAUAAUGUAAAUGACAAUGCGUCAGAACAAAAUGGGAAUAACAUGUUGGAAAGUGAUCCGUUACAAUUUCACUUCUCCCUGCAUAAAGAAAUCGACCAGGACAUACGAGAAGAAUUGUCCAUGUUGCGUGUGGACGAUCCAAAUGCAAAUAGUCCUGCCAGUGUGGAUUCUCCAGUUAGCGUGGGUGCUGUAGGUCGUUUAGAUUCUCCUCAAGCCUCAGCAGAGAUCGAUGGAGAUGAGAGUGAAGUCGUGUGCAUUGACACUCCGACGCGACCGCAAUGUGAUUUAGUUAGUUUACUGCAUGAGGUAACGCCAUUACCACUGCAAAUUACGAAUGCAGAAACCAAAUAUUCGUUCGUUGAAAUAUUUCUUGCGGUCGACGAGGAGGAUUACACCAUGGACGUGUCCCAACACGUUCGAGAUUUGUUGGUUGAGUAUCAGCACAGUAAUCCGGACGCAUCGACCAAGUUCACGCCGGAUUCCGGCAAUCCUAAAACUAUCGAAACGGACAUAGAGAAGUACGAGAAGAGUAUUCCUAAGCAUGGCGACGAAAUGUUCCAUAAUUUUGUUUGUAGAAUACAGAGGAAUCCUGGACAGUUGCUACGCUAUUCAAGAGACAAUUUGGCACCAUUGUUGUUAUAUCCGCUAAGCGGUUGUAUAGGUAAAUGCCGACACUGCGGCGACGAGAUGACCUUCGAACUGCAAGUUUUACCGACGAUCAUACCGAAAUUAAUAUUGAAUCCAAGAAGCGAGCGGAUUUUCCAGAUCGAGUUCGGCACUGUUUUAAUAUACACUUGUGUUAGAAGCUGUUGGUCCGCGACUGAUUCAUAUCGGGAAGAGCAUGUCGUUGUUCAAGCUGAAAGACUAUAGUUGUAAAAUAUUAAUAAGGAAAGUUAUAUGAGUGAAGCCAAGGUUCUUCCAGUGAUAUCCUAUAUAGAAUUUCAUAUUUACGCGUCUAGGACGACUAGUUAUGUUACGUCUGUAGAAAAAUACCGUCCACCUUCUUCAUGUACACAUCAAAAGUUCUAUGUAGCGAGCGAUGGUUGAUAAUAGUAAAGAUGUUACACAGGUAUGUAUAUCUCGAGCUACAUUAAGCGACACGUGAUUCGCAAUUUCAAAAAAGAAAAAGAUUAGGUAUGUCUGAUAGAAGAGAAUCUGAUUAAGAGCAUUUAUUUUACUUUCCAUCUCGAUAUUAGUACAUAAGUACAGUGUAAGAUACAACUGUACAAUUGCUACUGACGUAUAAAUACAGAAAUCUCGAAAUGGAAAA
Messenger RNA from Monomorium pharaonis (pharaoh ant), 1798 nucleotides. RefSeq names its product programmed cell death protein 2-like (gene trus). Lineage: Eukaryota; Metazoa; Arthropoda; Insecta; Hymenoptera; Formicidae. Gene Ontology annotation, cellular component: cytoplasm. The record is from RefSeq and is a predicted model, not a curated record. Bases 136 to 1398 code for a protein of 420 amino acids. The transcript has 4 exons.